Molecule: messenger RNA, 1082 nt
Organism: Arabidopsis arenosa
Lineage: Eukaryota; Viridiplantae; Streptophyta; Magnoliopsida; Brassicales; Brassicaceae
Source: the annotation of a GenBank genome assembly
UAUUUCAAUUAAUAAAAAAUGGGAUAUAAUUCCAACCGUUCCAAAUCAUAUAUUAAUGUCCAAGUCUCACACAAAUGUUAGCAUUUCUGGAUAUUUCUCUUCAACUUCUAAUGGGCAAACCGGAGAGGAAAGUCCGAGAGAGAAUAAACUCUUCGUCUUCUUACUUUCUUCGCUGUUUCGGGGUUUCUCGGAAAAUUCACUCAGACAAACCAAUAGUAGAUGCUGGUCAAGAGACGCAGAAGACGAAGAAGAAGACGAGAACUCGUUGGUUUUCGCGGCCAACAAAAUUUCGUUUGAAGGAGGAGAUCACACCGGCGCCGAUUUAUAAGUCGGAGAAACAAAACUCGACUGAUGAAGAUGAUAAGCAAAAUCUGUUUCGGGUGAUACGUCAUGUGACCGAUCGGAAAAAUGUUGCGACUAGUGGUUAUAAGGCCGUUGAUAAUGAAAGUAACGAGAAAGACACGAACGAACGAAGAGACAUAAAUCCGGAUCCAUUGAGUUUCUUAGGGUAUGAUGACACGUUUCACGAACGGGUAUCAACAGACGGGAAACUUGACCCGACUAAUAUCGUCGGGUCGGGAUCCAAGCCGAAGGAAAUAAGGGAGAAGUCGUCGUCAAGGGUCAGAAAAGGGUCCCGGGUGGCUAAGCUUGACCCGGUAAUUGGGAUAUCAAUCAUAAUGUUAACGCUAAUGAUAAUGUUGACGUGGGGACGUUUGUGUGCGAUACUUUGUACAUCCACUUGGUGCUACAUUCUCCCUCGUCUCAAAGAAGCUGCCACUGCGGUUGCGGUGGCCAAACGCAAACGCAGUGGUAGCGGUAAAGGUGAAGAGGGGUUGUUUCCAGGUGAUCUGGAUUUGAACUCCGAGGCUUACAAGAAGAAAGUCGUUAUGGAAGGAUUUCUUGUUCGGCAACACCGCGUUUCGCUGUGACAACGUUUCAAUUGUUUUCUAUUAUUUUAAUUUUUUUUCCUCAAAUUUUAAAGGUGUAAAUUUCUGUUUACUUGUUGAUUUUGUCUGGUCGUAACUUCCAUUUUUUUGACAUUGCGAAAAUGUGUAUGAAAACUAUAAAUACUAAUCACGAUU